AUGCACAGGUUCCCGCACCUAGAGGAGUCCAGCCUGAUGACCAAGGCUGAAAUCGACAUCCUCUGGGACUUUGCGCGCCGCACCGGCGCGCGCAGCCUGCACGUGAACAUCUGGCUGGGCACCGUCGGCUACGGCGCCUUUGGGCCCUGCGCCGCCGACGAGGGCUCUGCCUUUUCAUUCACGGCGGCGACGCCAGUGGGCGUGUCGGGCAUCAACCUGGGGAGUGCCAAGCUCAACUAUGCGGGCAUCUACAGCGGCCAAUGCGCCCUCUACAAUGUUCCCGCGAUCAACGGCGUCGCGGGCACCUCGGGCAGCAUCAUCACCAACUGCUCGGUGCAGCCCAUUGUCAUCCAGGACUCAGACGGCGGCGUGGUGGCAUCCCUGACAACGUAUGAGGACGGCCGCGAGACGAUGUCGUUUAUGCACGGCUGCGCGGCAUGGAGCUCAUCGUGCCUGCUGCUCGGCCACAUGGCGCUGGCCUGGCUGACUCAGAACAUCAUCCCUGGGGAGAGAACCGUCCUGCUGUCCGUCCAGACCGAUGAUGUCUUCCUGUCCACGUUCCAGGACGACACCAACGACUACUUCCGCACCAGCCCCGCAGACCUGAACGCGCACAUCGCGUGGCAGGACAGCCUUAGGCCCCCAAACUCGAUCCGCGGCAUCCGGCUGCCCCCCGGCUCGUCCAUCACGAUUGAUUUCCCCUUCAACGGCAACGGCAUCCUGGGGGCCACGGGCAAGGAGCUGGAGGUGGCGGACGGGUCCUGCAGCGCCUCGGACGAGUACGUCGACCUAGGCUGCUCCUGCUUCCUGCUGACGCGCGCGGCCUGCCCCAUGUCCCAGCCAGAGUUCUGCAGGAACUGCACCAAGGACUGGGCCAAGCCGGCGGGCUUCGGCACAGACAAGUUUCCUAAUCCGCUGCCAGCAAAUUACAGCGCCGACAGCUGGCCUGCGCGGAUCAGCCAGGACCCAUUGGCAGCUGCCGUGCUGGCGGACGCUGGCGGAGUUGCGACCAAGUUCUUCUACAGCCACCACACCUUCACGCACCAGAUCCUGGACAACGCCACCCUGUACGACGCCAACCUGCAGCUCUCCCUCAACAAACAGAUGGCGGACAAGCUGGGCCUGACUCCCAGGACCGCGGUGUUCAGCUCCCAGUGCAUGGUCACGCCCGGCAUCAGCGGCCUCGUCAACGGCGACGCGCUGCAGGGGCUGUGGCAGAACGGGUUGCAGUGCGCCACGGGCGACAACACGUGGGCGCACCUCAAGAACCCCGACAACGUCCACCAGAUGCUCUACACGACGCAGGCUACCAAUGGCUUUGCCAAUUUUGCCAUCUUGCCGCGCUGGGCUGCAGAGAUCUACUUCAAUUGCAGCACCGUCGCCCAGAACGAGCGGCUGUACCACGCCAUCUACCCCUUCAUCGCCGACUACUCCAUGGCCGCUAUCCUCUCACGGGAGUCCAACCGCGUGCUGGCCAACCUCCUCGCCCUCCGCAAGGACCCGCACAUGAUGCACCAGGCCAACCUCAGGGUAGAGGCGGACGGGAUGAGCCUGGUGAUGCGCUGGGUGGAGGCGGUCCUGAGGAAGCUGACCGCCUGCGUCACCUGGCCCGUCCAGUCCCUCAAGCUCGACGACCUGCAGCAGCAGUUCAAGCUCAGGGAGCAGCGCGACAACUGCAAGCUCGCCUACAGGCUGGCGGUAUCCACGGCGACCAACAAGGUGACGGGCGUCGCCGUCACCAGCCAGCCGGGCGCGACGUCCGGGUGCAGCGCCCCGCUGACGGUCGGCGCCGGGGCCGCCGUGUCGGGCGGCGCCGUCGACGCGACCGAUGCGGCCGCGCCGGUGUACCGGGUCGCUCUUGGUGCGGGGGGGACUGCAACUCUCGGCGCCAACCUUGACUGGAAGCCAACGCGGUGA
This is a messenger RNA of Monoraphidium neglectum, 1917 nucleotides long. RefSeq lists its product as hypothetical. Gene Ontology annotation, cellular component: fungal-type vacuole; fungal-type cell wall. Gene Ontology annotation, molecular function: structural constituent of cell wall. The record is from RefSeq and is a predicted model, not a curated record. Bases 1 to 1917 code for a protein of 638 amino acids. Gene Ontology annotation, biological process: fungal-type cell wall organization. Lineage: Eukaryota; Viridiplantae; Chlorophyta; Chlorophyceae; Sphaeropleales; Selenastraceae. The transcript has 12 exons.